UGUAUUUCGAUGCAAAAGCGUACAUAUACGAUCUGGUCUUUGUGUUUGUUUCUAUGUGUGUGUGGCUCUCUCCCUCCCCCCCCCGACCCCUUCUCUCUCUCUCUCUCUCUCUCUGGGAGCCCUAGAUCUCAUCUCAAUCAACUAUAACAGCGAGGUCUGGCUCUAGAUCUUCUUUGAUCCAAAACGUCGUCCUCCUUAAUCUUUCUCUUGCGGAUUUCAUCGUAUGUAGAGAUCUCUCCGUUGAUUUCACGUUUCGGUCAAUCAGAUCCUGCAUUCUGCGUAAAUCAGUUUACUGAAGGCUGGUCAUGGGUAGGCUCUUAGGUGUUGUCACUUAUUAAAGAGAUCCUGGAUAGAGACUGGAAAUUGUGCAGGUCACUUCAAGAUCAAGCUGCUAUGAAUUAAUUUUAGAUGAAGGCAGCUCAAGCCUGGCGUCUAAGCAUGAAGGACAUGCAGAUCUUGCCUGGUCCUCGCAGUCGUCCCCACUUAAGGAAGCCAAAAUGGAUAAUUGUCUUGGUUACCUUGGUCAGCGUGUUCUUGAUCUGCGCUUAUAUUUAUCCACCCAACAACUCUGUUGCAUGUUACAUGUUCUCUUCUAAUGGUUGCAAUGGCCAUUCCCAUUGGCGCCCACCUCCUCCUGCAAGGGAGUUUAGCGAUGAAGAGAUUGCUUCCCGAGUUGUGAUUAGGGAUAUUCUUAGCGCACCGGCUCUUCAAACAAAGAACCCUAAAAUUGCUUUCCUUUUCUUGACCCCAGGUCCAUUACCUUUCGAGAGGCUAUGGGAUAUGUUUUUUCAUGGCCAUGAAGGCAAAUUCUCUGUCUAUGUGCAUGCAUCAAAGGAUAAACCUGUACACUUUAGCCGUUACUUUAUCAAUCGGGAAAUUCGCAGUGACAAGGUAGUGUGGGGAAAGAUCUCGAUGGUUGAUGCUGAAAAACGCCUCUUGGCUAAUGCACUGAAAGACCCUGACAAUCAACAGUUUGUAUUACUUUCUGACAGUUGUAUACCUUUGCGUAAUUUUAACUUCGUGUACAACUAUCUAAUGUAUACCAAUAUCAGCUUCAUUGACUGCUUCAUCGAUCCUGGUCCACAUGGAACUGGCAGGUAUUCAGAUCAUAUGUUACCUGAAGUGGAGAAGAGUGACUUUCGGAAGGGUGCACAGUGGUUCACAAUGAAGCGCCAACAUGCAUUGAUAGUGAUGGCCGACAGUCUCUACUAUACGAAAUUCCAUGAUUACUGCAAGCCAGGUAUGGAGGGCUCGCGCAAUUGUUACUCAGAUGAACACUACCUGCCCACCUUUUUCCACAUGAUUGAUCCAGCCGGCAUUGCAAACUGGUCAGUGACACAUGUUGACUGGUCUGAAGGGAAGUGGCAUCCAAAAUCAUACAGGGCUCGUGAUAUUACUUCUGAGCUCUUCAGAAAUAUCACUUCUAUUGAUGAAAGUGUGCAUGUUACAAGCGAUGAAAGGAAGGAAGUCCAAGUUAGACCAUGCUUGUGGAAUGGAAUGCAACGGCCGUGUUAUUUAUUUGCGAGAAAGUUCUUGCCAGAAACUCUGGAUAACUUGUUGCUACUUUUCUCCAAUUACACAAAAGCUUGAAUGGCUGAUGAUAUCUGAACUAUAAUUCUUUGGUCGGACCACUGGUUGUCCGCGACCCCCUUCUUCAUCUUCAUUUCUCUGUGUAGCUUACAAUGUUGUAAAGCACCUUGCUCUUGCUGUAGAAGGAACGAAUGCGCGUCCUCCCACACCACCUGGCUCUUUUUUUAGCUCAAGGGUUAGCCGAAAAUUGGUUGACAGGUUCUUGCUAGCCUUGGGGAUGGGUGAUUCAGCGUUCCAUUUUUCUGCUCCUUGUGUUGCAAUUGUAGCCGUUUUUGACCAAAAUUUUGGGUACUUUAUUAUAGUGCGAUUAAUUGUGACCUUUUCCUUCUGUAAAA
Messenger RNA from Diospyros lotus (date-plum), 1925 nucleotides. RefSeq names its product glycosyltransferase BC10-like. The transcript is spliced from 11 exons. Gene Ontology annotation, cellular component: membrane. The record is from RefSeq and is a predicted model, not a curated record. Gene Ontology annotation, molecular function: glycosyltransferase activity. Bases 409 to 1590 code for a protein of 393 amino acids. NCBI's taxonomy places the organism in Eukaryota, Viridiplantae, Streptophyta, Magnoliopsida, Ericales, Ebenaceae.